AUGGCCUCUCACUUCCACUUCGGUGCAACCGACGCUGGGGACGCAGACAUGGCUCUGCACACCGCCGUAUGCGAUCCCCCCGCUCGCAUUUAUCUUGGCCCCCCCUCUACGUCUCCUGCCGCUAGUGGCUCGCGCCCCUCGACUUCGUCUAGCCACGGGUAUCCCGUCAAGCAUAGCUCCUCGGACACCGAGGUCGAUUCGACCUACGAGGAUGGGUCCUCCUUGACUCUGAUCACUGCUACGGAGGACAGCUUUCACGGAUCCGCGAGUGGCACACGCACCCCUCCGGAUAUGGAUCUUUCCCAUGGUGGCGACGACGGUGUCAACGGUGGCCUUGGUAUCCCCAGCGGAAUGGUGGGGACCAGUGCCAUGACCACGAGCAGACCUGGCGGUUCGAACAACUUCGUGAGCAAGCUCUACCAGAUGAUUAACGACCCAAAGUCAGCCCAUUUCAUCGCCUGGACAGAGCUCGGUACCUCCUUCGUCGUAUCGAACGUCGGAGAGUUCAGCAGGAGCAUCCUGGGGUCGCACUUCAAACACAAUAACUUCUCAAGUUUUGUGCGCCAACUGAACAUGUACGGCUUUCACAAGAUCAACAGGACGCCACGGGCUCAGCGUACGUCGACGGAUCAACAAGUCUGGGAGUUCUCGCACCACAAGUUCCUGCGAGGCAGACCAGACUUGCUGGAUGAGAUCAAGCGCAAGGCGCUGGAACCGGACCCGAGCAUCAAGCAUCGUGUUGAGCUACCUGGAGAGGUUGCUGCGCAGUUGAAUUCCAUGCGUGACGAGAACAGGCGGGUAUGGGAGCAGCUGGCCGUCGAGCGACGGCGCGCCGAGCAUCUCAUCGGUGUCGUCGGCCAGUUGUGGGAUAUCGUUGGGAAAGGAUUUCCGGGGCAGGUCCCGCCCUUCCCUGUCGAGCUCUUCGACGGGAAUGAGAGCCCUGCCAUCCUGGUUACCUCGCCGCAGGCGGGUGACCAGGUGCGGUAUAAUGGAGACCAGACUCGGUACAGUGGAGGCCAAGGACAAAAUCGCUACGCCGGCAGCGAGGCCGGGCCUCGCUACGUACCCCCCAUUCACAUCCCCGGAACUCAGUCGUCCAUGCAUUCCAUGCACACCCUCGCCGUGUCCCCGACGUCGAGCCCGACGGGGCCGGAGAUGCCUCCAUACCACUCGCAUGCGCCGAGCCCGCUGUCGUCAGGCGCGGUCUCCAUGAACGGGUUUCCGUACGCGCGCUCGCAGCAGCAGUCGUACUCGGCACCUGACUCGGGGGUGUCUCUCCCGCCGCAUGGCGGGCUGCCGCCGAUGCAGGGCAUGCAUAUGGAUAUGUAUCACGACGGAGGAGGGCGCGCGGGGACGAAGCGCCCGCGCCUGGCGGGCGACGAGGGCGCGGACCGGAGGAUGGCCCGGGCGCGCAGCGAUAGCGCGCCGCUGGGGUUCGGGUACGGCGGCGAGACCGUGCAUGACAGCGGCGGAGUCUGGGAGGUACGCUCGCGCAGCGGGAGCGAGUAUCACCUGGACGGAGAUGAGAGGCAGAUGGCGAUGGGCAUGCCGGGGAUGCCUGGCGUCCACGGCCAGUCGGUCAACCGGUGUCCGCCGCCCUCGGGGCCGUCCAUGCUCAUUUCGCCGCUGUCCAACGCACGGUGA
Messenger RNA from Schizophyllum commune H4-8, 1644 nucleotides. RefSeq lists its product as uncharacterized. Gene Ontology annotation, molecular function: DNA-binding transcription factor activity; sequence-specific DNA binding. NCBI's taxonomy places the organism in Eukaryota, Fungi, Basidiomycota, Agaricomycetes, Agaricales, Schizophyllaceae. Bases 1 to 1644 code for a protein of 547 amino acids. Gene Ontology annotation, biological process: regulation of DNA-templated transcription. The transcript is spliced from 6 exons. The record is from RefSeq and is a predicted model, not a curated record.